AUAAUUUUCAUCGGUCUCCGUUGGCCUCCAAUGGAGUGUCAGGUUCCAUGCCUUUGUAGCCAGUCAUUUCGAAACAAUCUUCAAAGAGAACGAAACGCUUUUGUGGAGCUGCGCAGAUCGGAAUCUUAACCAUGGCAAGAGGAUGGAAAGGAAGUCAGUUCGACUUCAAGAAGCUAUGCGAUUCCUUUGUCGAGAUUUGUCCCGACUUUGGAAUAAUGUCAGACUCCCAAAAUUUAGAAAGCUUGGACUUUGCCAAUCGUGUAAUUUUCGAGCUGGGACCCGAGAUGCGGCAACUGAAACAGAGCGGAAAGGAUAAGAUGUGGUGCUUGAACUUCCAUGGAGGCGGCAGUGUCUAUGUUUACACCUAUACGUUCCAGAAACCCAUCAACGGACAGCCACGUCUCGGAGGCGGAAAACUCUAUCUGACUCUGAAACAAGCAGGUCUUCUGGCUGUCCAAAAGAUAUGUGAUGUUCUCCCAACUCACCUGAAUCCACGCGAAAAGAUUCUGUUGACACCACUCGCCAGAUCUGUUUUUGAUCCCCCAAAUGUACCCCAGAUUGCAGCUGAAUUGUCUGGCCUUCUCAGGCGCGAGGUCGAUCCUGCUGAGGUGGUGCGGGCUGUGAUCUGUAGCUGCCAGAGCGAUGGCUUCCACCUGGAGCACAGCCAGACUCACAUUGCCGUGGUGGCUGUCGGUGUCACCACACGAGAUUUCGCUCAACGAAAAAAGCAACGCCGUAAAACCAUUAAACAGUACGGGAAACAUGGAAAAGUCUUUAACCUCCACCUGUAUAGGAUUUAUGCCAAGUAUUCGAAAAUGACCGAUCAAAUCGCUGAUGAGGAACCUUCACCCGAUCCCGAACCCGAACCUCCCAAAACCCCGAAACCAGGCAACAACUCCAGUGUUAAAGCAGUUUUACGUUCCAUUGUCAAAUCUCGCGACGAUCCGCUGAGUGGUGGGACCAUCGAUAUGAAAUUCGUAGCCCCACCCAAUCGGGAGAUUCGAGAACAGGUGGAGGCCAUGCCAACGGCAGUGAAUAUCCGGCUGAAUGGAACAAAGUUGCAGACCAUAAAGGCCAUCCAGAUGCCUCAAAAAAUCAAACUACAGAAACAAAGUUAGUUUAGGUACCCAUUUAAGUAUAAAUUUUAAUAACUUUUUCUAUUUGUUUUCCUUUUUUUUAAAAGAGUUAAAACGUUCAAAUUGAAAUAUUCUUUGUGCCACAUUUUUUGCAAAUACAUUUUAUUAAAAGAACA
This is a messenger RNA of Drosophila ananassae, 1252 nucleotides long. RefSeq lists its product as uncharacterized. Bases 132 to 1118 code for a protein of 328 amino acids. The record is from RefSeq and is a predicted model, not a curated record. The transcript is spliced from 2 exons. Lineage: Eukaryota; Metazoa; Arthropoda; Insecta; Diptera; Drosophilidae.